GUAGAGCCUCAUUUUACAAUCUACUUGCUGAUAAAGAUGGUUGUUAUCAAUCAAACGUUCAAUAAUUCGUGAUCCUAAACUUAUUUUUCAAUGUUGUCCCAGCCAUCGGGACCUGCGGUUGUGUUUCACGAGAAUAUCUUCUUCUGUACGAAAACAUGUGAUAGUGUGUAGUGGAAUACUUUUUUUACGAUGGGAAUACUCAAGGAUUGGUUGCGAAUAAAGCAGCCGGAACAGAAUCGUUCCCUGGGGCUAGAAACUGAAUCCGAGUACUACCUACGGUGGACCUCAAUCCGUGUCAUCUACUAUACGGGUUUUGUUGUAUAUCUUGCGUUUGGAAUCGUCGCCACUGGAAUAUGGCCAUAUCUGAAGAGUCUUGACCCCGAUGUUGGUAAAGUUUUUCUGACGUACGUGUUUUCCAUGCCGGCGAUUAUUCAAUUGGUAUGCAGUCCAUUGUUCGGUUGGUGGAACGAUAAACUAACAUCGAUCAGGAUACCGAUGGUAUUGUUUCUUCUGGCGUUCAUCAUCGGUCAUAUACUGUAUGCCGUCGUAAGAGCGAUACCAGAUCAUAGAAAGCAUGUCCUACUGUUCUCACGAGCUCUUGUGGGAUUGUCCUUGGUGUCCUGCACCAUUUAUCGAGCCUACAUGUCAGCGGCCACAACCGUUGCGGAAAGAACUAAAACCUUGUCAUAUCUUGCUCUGGCUCAUACCAGUGGUCUUCUCUUUGGUUCAGUGUUCCAGGCAAUAUUCUCUAUUCUCGGAGAAGAUGGCUAUCGCUUCCUGGGCGUAUUUCAUGUAAAUAUGUACACCGCUGCCGGAUGGUUUUGUGUUCUACUUGGGAUUGUCAAUUUGAUCUUGAUGCACCCAUCCAUCUUUCAAGAUCAGAAUGUUGCUCUGAAGGAAGCGAUCAAAAAUAAUGAAGUGGCAACGACCGAGAAAGUUCUGAAGUCAACCGAGCUGAUAGGCCUACCGAUCAGUAUGAUGUUGAUGGCGUUCGCUCUGUUGAUGUUCCUGUAUACUGCUUGGCAGACCCGGACUCCGAAUGAUUUCAUAUUGAUUUUUUUCGGCGAUAGCACAAACAAUGGUCCAGAUUCACCCGUCAGCAUGAUACUCAGGUGAACAGUGUUGGCGCCACAAUCACGAUAUCUGAAUGAGUGUUGAAACAUGGAUCAAACCACAUUUGACAAUUUUUGUAAUAAACGUAUGAAAAAAACACCUGACGGACAGUUGAACAUAGCAUUUUAUGACCAAAUUGCAUUAUCACCAAUCCGAAUGUGUUCAUCGUCAUUGAAUGAAUAGGGGGUUUUCUGUGUUAAGGCUGGGAUUGGCUUGUUUCCUAUCAUCAAUUCGUAUUUCGAUAUCAAAGCGCGAACCUCGCGCACGUUUUCUACCGGGCGGGUAGCUUAGGAUUUGCAGUUGAGAGUUCUCAAGAAAUAGUUAAUAAGUGUUUCUUGACAGUGACAAUAUAGAGGAUAUUGUUUAAUGGAAUUGUGCUUCACUAAUGUAUACUAGUAGGUCGUUUGUGAUUUAGCAAAGCAACACCGUUGGACAUUCUGAUCGAAUGUUUGUGUUGAGUUGUUAGUUAGGAUAGACCUUAGAUUAUGUGAUAAUGGUGAAAUGGCUCGCUUUGAAGCAAUCGGAGAAGGAUCGUCUGUUGGGAUUGGAAACGGAAGUCGAGUAUCGACAACGAUGGAUAUCGAUUCGUGUGCUGUAUUUUACGAGCUAUUUGAUGUUCUUGGCGUUCGGAAUCGUUGCAACCGGCAUUUGGCCGUAUCUUAAAAAUCUGGAUCCAUCGGCGGCUAAAGUGUUUUUGGCGUACGCGUUUGCAGUUCCCCCGCUGGGUCAGUUGAUUGUUAGCCCAUUGUUCGGGUGGUGGUCCAACAAGUUACCCUCUAUUCGGCUGCCAUUGGUAUUGCUUGUUACUGUAUUUACCAUAGCAAACGUGAUAUAUGCAAUUAUCGAGGAAUUUCCAGACAAUCGAAAAUAUGUGCUCCUGGUAUGUAGAGCACUUAUCGGAGUGGGAACAUCAUCUGUGGCUAUUUGCAGGGCGUACGUUUCAUCUGCAACGCGUCUUUCGGAGAGAACCAAAACCAUUUCAUAUAUGGCCUUAGCGCAAAGCAUGGGCCUUAUGGUGGGACCAAUCUUUCAAUCGGCUUUUUCUCUGAUUGGGGAGCAAGGAUUCCGAUUCGCUGGUUUGUUCCGAGUUAACAUGUACACGGUAGCGGGCUGGUCAUGUGCAUUCUUGGGAGUAAUCAACCUAAUCCUGCUGACACCUCGAGUUUUCAAAGACAGACCAAUUGCACUGCGAGAAGCAAUGAUAAAUCAGGGUGCUGCCAACGCUAAGGAAACUUGGAAAUCAGUGGAGUUGCAGUAUCUUCCCAUCGCGAUGGUUCUCGUGUCAUUCUCGCUGCUCAUGUUCUCUCAUGUGGCGUUUCAAACGCUUCUUUCACCGAUCGCUCUGGAUCAAUUCAACUGGACAAACGAGGAAUCACUGUUUUACUUAGGUAUCCUGAUGACGGCCGGGGCGCUGAUAUCCUGUGUGCUCUUUCUCCUGCUCGAUUUCCUCUGCAAGCGUUUCUCCGAGUCCAAUGUGCUGGUUUAUGGUGCCAUGUUGGCACUCUUCUUCAGCCAGAUUUUGAUGAUUCCGGUGGGCAACGAACCGAUCACAGCUACGAGCGAUGGUUUGAACGCCACCAACGGCAACUCCAGCUGUCCAUCGAUCCAGGAUUGGUGCCGAUGGAUACCACCGGUCGGUAAAAUACAGUUUACCAUCGCUUACACCCUACUCUGCACCGCGUUCUCCAUCGGUACAACGCUGAGCCAAUCGGUGUUUUCGAAGCUGCUUGGCCCGCGGCCCCAGGGCACUUGGAUGGCACUUUUAACAUGUGCCGGCAGUGCUGCGCGUAUUCUGGGCCCUGGAUCAGUUACUGUUUAUGUGCUCUACGGCACAUACUGGACGUUCGGGGUGUGUACUGUUCUGGCGGGUACGAUCUUCAUCUGGAUGUGGGUUUAUCGAGAUCGAUUGCAGUCGACCAAGUUGGUACAGCCAAAAGUGGAGGAGGAGCUUAAGGUACUUAAUCCUACGAGGUUAACUCAAUAGCAAUUUUUUCUCCUGUAAACGUAUCUGUGAUUGGUACUUAUUCGAUAGGCAAUAAAUUUCUUCUUCACGCAA
Toxorhynchites rutilus septentrionalis is the source of this 3169-nucleotide messenger RNA. RefSeq names its product major facilitator superfamily domain-containing protein 8-like. Gene Ontology annotation, biological process: transmembrane transport. The record is from RefSeq and is a predicted model, not a curated record. Bases 1607 to 3097 code for a protein of 496 amino acids. The transcript has 5 exons. Lineage: Eukaryota; Metazoa; Arthropoda; Insecta; Diptera; Culicidae. Gene Ontology annotation, cellular component: lysosomal membrane. Gene Ontology annotation, molecular function: transmembrane transporter activity.